Messenger RNA from Chanos chanos (milkfish), 1017 nucleotides. RefSeq names its product trace amine-associated receptor 13c-like. Gene Ontology annotation, cellular component: membrane. The record is from RefSeq and is a predicted model, not a curated record. Gene Ontology annotation, molecular function: trace-amine receptor activity. The transcript has a single exon. Bases 1 to 1017 code for a protein of 338 amino acids. Gene Ontology annotation, biological process: G protein-coupled receptor signaling pathway. Lineage: Eukaryota; Metazoa; Chordata; Actinopteri; Gonorynchiformes; Chanidae.
AUGGAAUCAAAUAACUUAGGGAAAUACAAUACAGUUCAAUACUGUUUUCCAUCUCAAAAUUCAUCUUGCAUAAAGGAGAUCCGCUCUAGAUUUGUCAGCAUUGCUUUAUAUAUGUUUUUUUCAACAAUUUCUUUAUCCACUGUGUUUUUGAAUCUACUGGUGAUCAUCUCCAUCUCUCACUUCAAGCAGCUCCACACUCCUACCAACCUGCUCAUCCUCUCACUGGCUGUGGCAGAUCUAAUGGUUGGUGCGAUUGUAAUGCCAAUGGAGAGCAUACGGUUAAUUGAGACGUGCUGGUAUUUUGGGGAGAUAUUUUGUGCUACAUAUCCUAUUAUUGUAUAUGUUGUGGUUUCCGCCUCCCUUGGAAAUCUUGUGUUUAUUUCAGUUGACCGCUAUAUAGCUAUAAGUGACCCCUUAAGGUACACUACAAGAGUAACAUUCAGGAAAACCUUAUUUUGUAUAGGCAUUUGUUGGUCUUCAUCUCUGACAUACUCUGUGGUUUUGUUAUAUGGUCAUUUAUGUGAACCUAUGGUUCAUGUGGCAUGCUAUGGAGACUGUGUGAUUGUCACACACUUCACUCUGGUGUUUACUGAUGUAAUAGUUAGCUUACUUUGCCCUUGCAUGAUUAUAAUUACUUUAUAUAUUAAAAUAUUUAUCAUGGCCAGAAAGCAAAUGAAUAUAAUAAAUGAAAUAAAUCUUUGCAUAAAACAUAAUGAAAGGGCUGCAUUACCAAAGAAAUCUCAGCAUAAAGCUGCAAAGACUUUAGGUAUCGUGGUUAUGGAAUAUGUAAUAUUUUGGGUACCAUAUUACAUUUCCGCCCUUACAAAUGACAGCGUCUCAUCCUCAUCUGUUUUUACUGUUGUGUUUGGUUGGAUUGUGUAUUUAAAUUCUUGUUUGAACCCUGUCAUCUAUGCAUUAUUUUAUCCAUGGUUUAGAAUAUCAUCAAAACACAUACUAACACUCAGAAUAAUGGAAACAUCUUCUUCUUGUAUGAAUUUGUUUCCAGCUAAUGAAUAA